UAUAUCUGCGCAAAGCGAAUAAGGUCCGUCGUCCUUAAACCACAGGAAACGCUGUUAAAGGAUUAUCCGUGUCAUCAUGUACAUGUUCUAGGAAGUAAAAGCAGUAUUCCUUCAACUCGCGAUAGCAUGCAACCAAAUGGAUUUGCUUGUGUAUAGCUUUGUCAUUGUAUUUUUCACUAUCAAACACCAGGUGAUCGACAGCAGACCUCGUUACUAGUUUCCUUUUAACUCAUCCAUGGGCCAACGUACCAGCACACAUGUUUAAUUCUUUGCUGUUGGCGAUCAUAUUUCCUAAUUGACGAUAUGUAGAAAGAAGCCGAGUGAACUAGAAAAAGCUGACAGCUCGUUAAAAACGAUUACUGGAGUAUAACAACAUAAAAUAAUAAUUGAUGUCUUCUGGAGUACUUGAUUUCAUACCUCGUCAUGCCUGUACACCCAAUUUGAAUGAGAGAUAUCCGUUAGUGCAUAUGUGUGUACUCUUCCAUCACCUUUAAGUUACCGGAUGAUCAAGACAUGGCGGACAUUAAGGCUAUAAAAGGUAACCAUUGUUUACGUUAUUGUAACACAACUACAUAUAUUUAUCUAACAGCGACGAUAACUACAUUGGUCCUGUUGAACGUCUUCAGUCUUUCGUCACAUCUAACUACGAUCCGUGACAUUGGUAGGAAAAUGAACCAUGCAAUGGAUCAGUUGUACAACCUCAAAAGGACAGCGUAUGAUGGAGAAGAAACCAGCGGAAAAACAAUAACAAAGAUAGUGACGACUACAAGUGGAAUCGCCAUGAGCCAAACAUCAAGAUAUACAACGGAGACGAGCAGAGCCAUUACUACAAAGGCAUAUCCAAAAGAAAGACAGUUAAAUUGCACGGCUUGUUUCCAGCAUAAUUUUACCUUUGUGUUGAAUAACAAAAACAUGUGCAAACCUACAGAGGAAAGUUCACCGAUUGAAUUAAUUGUGUUGAUUAGCUCUGUACACUCAAAUUCUGAGAAACGAAAAGCACUGAGGGAAACAUGGCUUACCACUACCGAUCAAAACAAAAGUAAAUUUAGGUACGCGUUUCUGCUUGGUAUGAAUCCUAAUAACAAACUUCAAGUAGCCCUUGAGACGGAGAGUGCAACAUACAAUGACAUUGUACAAGAAGAAUUUACAGACACCUACCAAAACCUCACAUUGAAAACAAUCAUGGCUAUGAAAUGGGCAAGUAGCUUUUGUCAAAAUGCAAAGUUUGUUAUGAAAACGGACGACGAUAUGUUUGUUCAUCUACCAGCGUUACACAAAGUACUUUUAAAGCAUGAAAAGAAACUUCAAUAUUCAAUUGGAGGGCAGUGUAGGAUAAACGAAGGACCAAUACGUAGCAAAGGCUACAAAUGGUAUGUUCCCAAAGAACUGUAUCCACAAUCCAAGUACCCGGGGUUCUGCUCUGGGACGGGGUAUGUUACCAGUAUGAGUGUGGCUAAACAGAUAUACAAAGUUUCACAACACGUACCUUUUUUUUACCUAGAAGAUGUGUACAUUGGUCUCUGUGUUAACCGACUAGGUAUGGGUGUAACAAGCUUACCUGGAUUUUAUGCAGUCAAAGUACCAAUUGGUUGUAACUAUAAAAAUGGAGUGGUAAUUACCUCGCAUCAACUUGAUCCCAAACUUCUUCGUGAUGUGUGGAGUUUGAAGUGCAACGCCACAAUAUUCUGAUGUAAUGUGCCAAUAUUUACUGAUCUUUUACAUAUAUGAUGUAUAGUGUAGAAACUUUUGAUAUGUGACAGUCGUAAAUUGACUGGAUAUUGUUAAUAAAUUCAUCUGCCAAACAACUUUGUAUGACACAAUAAAUUGGUGUAGUUUCUGAUUUUUUGUCGGUAGAAUUGAUCAAAAUGUGAUUUUGUAUAGGUGAAAUGAAAAGACACGUAUCUUAUGUAUAACAUACAUUUAUUUUUAAAAUGGACAACCAGAAUGAAUAUCUCAUAUUGUUUUAUUAAAGAAAUUUUGUAUAUUUUGAGAAAAUUAAUUUUAUUCUUCUAAUUUUCAAAAAAGAUAGACAACUUUUUGAAUAUGUUCAUUUUAUUGACUAUAUAUAGGCUCCUGAAUUUUGUUCAUGUCUGCCUCAUAAUAUCAAAAAAUUAAUGUAGUUAAGAUCAAUCCGAAUUGUUUAAAUCAUCUCUGUCAUGUAUGAACUACUUAAGAUGCUUAGUCUGAUAAAAACGACCCAUUCUCUAUUCGACAUGCCUUGACAAGAAGCGUUUGGAGGUCAUCAGUUGACUUUGAACAAAUGAAAUGUUGACCAAUCAACGUUGCACAAACCUAUUUUAUAAAGCGUUGGAAGAAAGUGAAGCUAUUCAAUGCAAAAAAUGAAAUAGUCACUGACAGCUAA
Magallana angulata is the source of this 2362-nucleotide messenger RNA. RefSeq names its product beta-1,3-galactosyltransferase 1-like. Gene Ontology annotation, molecular function: hexosyltransferase activity. Lineage: Eukaryota; Metazoa; Mollusca; Bivalvia; Ostreida; Ostreidae. Gene Ontology annotation, cellular component: membrane. Bases 514 to 1689 code for a protein of 391 amino acids. The transcript has a single exon. The record is from RefSeq and is a predicted model, not a curated record.